Molecule: messenger RNA, 801 nt
Organism: Microthlaspi erraticum
Lineage: Eukaryota; Viridiplantae; Streptophyta; Magnoliopsida; Brassicales; Brassicaceae
Source: the annotation of a GenBank genome assembly
AUGGCUGCAUCAACCAUGGCUCUGUCCUCCUCUGCCUUCGCUGGAAAGGCCGUGAAGCUCUCACCGGAAGCCUCCGAAGUCUUUGGAACAGGCCGUGUCACUAUGCGCAAAACCGCCAAACCCACCGGUCCAUCUGGCAGCCCAUGGUACGGAUCCGACAGAGUUAAGUACUUGGGUCCAUUCUCCGGCGAGCCCCCGAGCUACCUCACCGGAGAGUUCCCCGGAGACUACGGAUGGGACACCGCCGGUCUAUCCGCCGACCCAGAGACCUUUGCCAGGAACCGUGAGCUAGAAGUUAUCCACUCCAGAUGGGCCAUGCUUGGAGCCCUAGGAUGCGUUUUCCCUGAGCUAUUGGCUAAGAACGGCGUCAAGUUCGGAGAAGCGGUCUGGUUCAAGGCCGGUUCACAGAUCUUCAGCGAAGGAGGGCUCGACUACUUGGGCAACCCAAGUUUGGUCCACGCUCAAAGCAUCUUAGCCAUUUGGGCUACUCAGGUGAUCCUCAUGGGAGCUGUCGAGGGUUACAGAGUCGCCGGAAAUGGCCCCUUGGGAGAAGCAGAGGACUUGCUUUACCCAGGAGGCAGCUUCGACCCAUUGGGCCUCGCUACUGAUCCAGAGGCUUUCGCGGAAUUGAAGGUGAAGGAGCUUAAGAACGGAAGGUUGGCUAUGUUCUCUAUGUUUGGAUUCUUUGUUCAAGCCAUCGUCACCGGUAAGGGACCAAUUGAGAAUCUUUCUGACCAUUUGGCUGAUCCAGUCAACAACAACGCAUGGGCCUUCGCCACCAACUUUGUCCCCGGAAAGUGA